Molecule: messenger RNA, 575 nt
Organism: Oppia nitens
Lineage: Eukaryota; Metazoa; Arthropoda; Arachnida; Sarcoptiformes; Oppiidae
Exons: 2
Coding region: 78-446 (122 amino acids)
Source: RefSeq, a predicted model, not a curated record
AAAUCAUUUAUAUUAUUCAACAAAAAUACAAAAUUGUUUUUUAUUUAAAAAAUACAAAACAAUUAAAUCAAAACAAAAUGUCAAAACUAUUGGUUUGUCUAAUGUUGGCCACACUAGCAGUGGUCAAUGUAUUGGCCACUGACACAACUACGGAGCCCAACUGUGGCGGCGAGGGCUGUAAAUGCGGUGAAUGGGUUGGCCAGUUUUGCGGCAAACGAACCAAUCGGCAGUACACUACCGACAAUGGACUCACUUACGGACCGGUACUCAAAGGUUGCGACUGUAAACCGGAUGCCAUCUACCAGUGCGGCCAAAAUCAGGAAGAUUUCGAGGCCAGCUAUAAUACCCAGUGUUUUGUAUGCGAAGACGACAAAAACAAACCGGGAGUCGACCGGUGUGUCAACACUUUUGGCCAAUCGGACGACAACGACGAAAUCAAAUACUGAAAUCAAGUUUGAGUAACCAAAGGGGGUGGGUGGGGGUGGCGAUAUAGUCAAUAUAUAUAUGAUCACAUAUAAAAUAAAUUACCCUGAAAAUUUCUAAUUAAUUAUUAUUAUUUUUUAAUUAAUUUUAUU